CGCAGCGAAGAUGCUUGAGCCAAAUAACCCGGACCAUAUUCCGGAGGCACGUAACCACAUGGAAAAUCUUAUGGACAACCCCAGCCAGUGGCAGGAGAUUUUCAGGAACGCGCCAGUUCUGCGCACGUUGUACCGGUAUCACCAAAGUCUUUUCUCCUGCUGGCAUCCUUGUAUCAAUCACCUCGUCAACGCCCCGACGCCGGAGAACAUCUGCCAGUUGCCGGAAGACGUUGUAGAGUGGAUGUUUCCAGAUCAACACGACGCACGAACACCCGUCUUCGAUUCGACAGAGCCUCAGGUACUCGAAAACUGA
Messenger RNA from Amoebophrya sp. A25, 313 nucleotides. The record is from the annotation of a GenBank genome assembly. Lineage: Eukaryota; Dinophyceae; Syndiniales; Amoebophryaceae.